AUGGAGAGGAGGAGGAGGAGUGCGGUGGGGCACAGGAAAAGCGACAAAUUGGCGGCCGAAAUGAGCCGCGUGUGUAUAUUCCAACGGGAGCCAGCCGAGAGAUCGCCCAAGGCUUCGUUGUCGCUUCGGAGAGCUGGGAAAAGGCGAAAAAAGGCGGGAAAAAAAAGCGGUCGUCGAAAAAGAGAUACACACACACACACAUACACGCACAUGGCCGCAUAUUUUCGCGUGUCUCUAUCGAUUCCUCGCCUUUUUAGGCCUUUUUUCCUCUCCUCCGACAUCCACGGGUCGUCCACGUCUUCGGCUUCAUCUUCUCUAGGGACUGCCUCUACUUCCUGCCGAUGCCAAAGGUUGUCUGGCUACCUGGCUUCAUCAAUCCAGAUGUUUGGUCCCUUCAGCCGCAACCAGUAAAUGCCUGGUAG
Molecule: messenger RNA, 422 nt
Organism: Caenorhabditis auriculariae
Lineage: Eukaryota; Metazoa; Nematoda; Chromadorea; Rhabditida; Rhabditidae
Source: the annotation of a GenBank genome assembly